UUGUCAAAUGUCUGGGCUAAGUUAGGAGCUUUUCUUGUUAGUUAUAUCUGGAACUUAUAUCGAAAAGGUUUCAUAAAUGCUUUUUUCAGCUGGAAGUGCAACAUUGCCAAAGACCGACAUGACGCAAUCAAGUACAGAGAGGUAGUCGAGCUAUCGGUUUGGCUAUCUUCAUCGUUGUUUUGUAGUGAACCAAAUGAGAAGAGGAGUGCUCGAUCACGAUCACAAUCCAAAGGCGUUAGCUCGCUUCGUGCAUUUAGCGUAAGGAGUUCCGAAGGCGAUGAGAGAAAUAUCCGGCUUGGACUCGGCGACUUCAUCUUCUAUUCUCUUCUGGUUGCAAAUGCGUCGGUUCUAGCUGAUUGGACAACAACACUCUCGUGCUAUGUUGCUAUCGUCACGGGACUCGGAUUCACCCUUAUACUUCUCGUAAUGUGA
Messenger RNA from Cylicostephanus goldi, 432 nucleotides. NCBI's taxonomy places the organism in Eukaryota, Metazoa, Nematoda, Chromadorea, Rhabditida, Strongylidae. The record is from the annotation of a GenBank genome assembly.